Messenger RNA from Rhipicephalus sanguineus (brown dog tick), 6568 nucleotides. It is a transcript of the gene Chc, whose product is annotated as clathrin heavy chain 1. Gene Ontology annotation, cellular component: clathrin coat of coated pit; cell cortex; clathrin complex. Lineage: Eukaryota; Metazoa; Arthropoda; Arachnida; Ixodida; Ixodidae. The transcript is spliced from 11 exons. Bases 143 to 5155 code for a protein of 1670 amino acids. Gene Ontology annotation, molecular function: clathrin light chain binding; structural molecule activity. Gene Ontology annotation, biological process: intracellular protein transport; receptor-mediated endocytosis. The record is from RefSeq and is a predicted model, not a curated record.
GCUGAUACAUGGCCGGCGUGCGCCAUAUUGGGUGGAAGUUGGUGCGUACGGGACUGUGACUGGAGGUGUUCCUCAUUCAAACGUUUUUCGUGGGGAGCGUGUGGCCAAACUCCAUCGCGAAGGAGCGGGAUUCCGAGCCACAAUGACGCAGAUACUACCGAUACGCUUCCAAGAGCACUUACAGCUCACCAACAUAGGGAUCAAUGCAGCCAACGUGGGUUUCAACACACUCACCAUGGAGUCGGACAAGUUCAUCUGCGUCCGAGAGAAAGUCGGGGACGCCGCGCAGGUGGUCAUUGUGGACAUGGCCAACCCGACCAACCCCAUCCGGCGGCCCAUCUCGGCCGACUCGGCCAUCAUGAACCCCGCCUCGAGAGUCAUCGCCCUCAAGGCGUCGCGCACCCUGCAGAUCUUCAACAUUGAGAUGAAGAGCAAAGUGAAGGCGCACACCAUGACGGAGGACGUGGUCUUCUGGAAGUGGAUCAACGUCAACACCAUCGCGCUGGUCACAGAGGGGGCCGUCUACCACUGGAGCAUGGAGGGGGACUCCCAACCGCAGAAGAUGUUCGACCGCCACUCCAGCCUCAGUGGCUGCCAGAUCAUAAACUACCGGACGGACGCCAAGAUCCAGUGGCUGCUCCUGAUCGGCAUCUCGGCCCAGCAGAACCGGGUGGCGGGGGCCAUGCAGCUCUACUCGAUGGAGCGUAAAGUGAGUCAGCCCAUCGAGGGCCACGCCGCCGCCUUUGCCCAGUUCAAGCAGGAGGGCAACACGGAGGCCUCGACCCUCUUCUGCUUUGCCGUGCGGACGCCGCACGGCGGCAAGCUGCACAUAAUCGAGGUGGGCCAGCCCGCGCCCGGCAACCAGGCGUAUCCGAAGAAGGCGGUGGACGUGUUCUUCCCACCCGAGGCACAGAACGACUUCCCGGUGGCCAUGCAGAUGAGCCCCAAGCACGACGUGGUGUUCCUCAUCACGAAAUACGGCUACGUGCACUUGUACGACCUGGAGACUGGCACCUGUAUCUACAUGAACCGUAUCUCGGCCGACACUAUUUUUGUUACCGCGCCCCACGAGGCCACUUCGGGCAUCAUCGGAGUCAACCGCAAGGGACAGGUCCUGUCAGUGAGUGUGGAAGAAGAGAACAUCAUCCCGUACAUCACAAACGUCCUCCAGAACCCAGACCUGGCACUGCGCAUGGCAGUGCGUAACAACCUGUCGGGUGCCGAGGACCUCUUUGUUGUGCGCUUCAACACACUGUUCAGCAGCGGCCAGUACUCGGAGGCGGCCAAGGUGGCGGCCAACGCCCCGCGCGGGGUCCUGCGCACGCCGCAGACGAUCCAGCGCUUCCAGCAGGUGCCCAACCAGCCGGGCCAGACGUCGCCGCUGCUGCAGUACUUUGGCAUCCUGCUGGACCAAGGCCAGCUGAACAAGUACGAGUCCCUGGAGCUGUGUCGGCCCGUGCUGCAGCAGGGCCGCAAGCAGCUGCUCGAGAAGUGGCUCAAGGAUGACAAGCUCGAGUGCAGCGAAGAGCUCGGUGACCUCGUGAAGCAGGUGGACCCGACGCUGGCACUGUCCGUCUACCUGCGUGCCAACGUGCCCGCCAAGGUGAUCCAGUGCUUCGCCGAGACGGGCCAGUUCCAGAAGAUUGUGCUGUACGCCAAGAAGGUGGGCUACACGCCCGACUACGUGCUGCUGCUGCGUCAGGUGAUGCGGCUCAGCCCCGACCAGGGCACUGCCUUUGCCCAGAUGCUGGUGCAGGACGAGGAGCCCCUGGCCGACAUAAACCAGAUUGUGGACGUGUUCAUGGAGUCCAACUUAGUCCAGCAGUGCACGGCAUUCCUGCUGGAUGCCCUGAAGAACAACCGACCCUCGGAAAGCCACCUCCAGACGAGACUGCUGGAGAUGAACCUGAUGACGGCGCCGCAGGUGGCCGAUGCCAUCCUGGGCAACCAGAUGUUCACCCACUACGACCGUGCCCACGUGGCACAGCUCUGCGAGAAGGCGGGCCUCCUCCAGCGGGCCCUGGAACACUACACCGACCUGUACGACAUAAAGCGGGCCAUCGUGCACACCCACCUGCUGAACGCUGAGUGGCUGGUGAACUACUUUGGCUCGUUGUCGGUGGAGGACUCCCUGGAGUGCCUGCGGGCCAUGCUAACGCACAACCUGCGGCAGAACCUGCAGAUCUGCGUGCAGGUGGCCACCAAGUACCACGAGCAGCUGACGACCACUGCGCUCAUCGACCUGUUCGAGUCGUUCAAAAGCUACGAGGGCCUCUUCUACUUCCUCGGCUCCAUCGUGAACUUCAGCCAGGACCCGGAGGUGCACUUCAAGUACAUCCAGGCCGCCUGCAAGACUGGGCAGAUCAAGGAGGUGGAACGCAUCUGCCGCGAGAGCAACUGCUACAAUGCCGAGAGAGUCAAGAACUUCCUCAAGGAGGCCAAGCUGACCGACCAGCUGCCGCUGAUCAUCGUAUGUGACCGCUUCGACUUUGUCCACGACCUCGUACUCUACCUGUACCGGAACUCCCUGCAGAAGUACAUUGAGAUCUACGUCCAAAAGGUGAACCCUUCACGUCUGCCCGUGGUGGUGGGCGGUCUGCUGGACGUGGACUGUGCCGAGGAGGUGAUCAAGAACCUCAUCCUGGUGGUGCGCGGCCAGUUUUCGACCGACGAGCUGGUGGCCGAGGUGGAGAAGCGCAACCGGCUCAAGCUGCUGCUGCCCUGGCUCGAGGGGCGGCUGCACGAGGGCUGCCAGGAGCCGGCCACCCACAAUGCGCUGGCCAAGAUCUACAUAGACUCCAACAACAACCCCGAGCGGUUCCUGCGCGAGAAUCCUUUCUACGACAGCACUGUUGUGGGCCGGUACUGCGAGAAGCGCGACCCCCAUCUGGCCUGCAUCGCCUACGAGCGGGGACAGUGUGACCGAGAGCUUGUCCAGGUGUGCAAUGAGAACUCGCUCUUCAAGAGCGAGGCUCGCUACCUGGUUCGGCGGCGAGAUCCGGACCUCUGGGCGGAGGUUCUGGCAGAGAGCAAUCCGUUCCGGCGACCCCUCAUCGACCAGGUGGUCCAGACGGCCCUCUCGGAGACACAGGACCCCGAGGACAUCUCGGUGACGGUCAAGGCAUUCAUGACGGCCGACCUGCCCAAUGAGCUGAUUGAGCUGCUCGAGAAGAUUGUGUUGGAGAACUCAGUUUUCUCGGACCACCGCAACCUGCAGAACCUGCUCAUUUUGACUGCCAUCAAGGCGGACCGCUCGCGUGUCAUGGAGUACAUCAACCGGCUGGACAACUACGAUGCCCCCGACAUCGCCAACAUUGCCAUUGGCAGUGAACUCUACGAGGAGGCCUUUGCCAUCUUCCGCAAGUUCGACGUCAACACGUCGGCCAUUCAGGUGCUGAUCGAGCACAUCCAGAACCUGGACCGGGCGUACGAGUUUGCCGAGCGGUGCAACGAGCCCGGUGUCUGGAGCCAGCUGGCCCGUGCCCAGCUUAGCCAAGGCAUGGUCAAGGAGGCCAUCGACUCGUUCAUCAAGGCGGGAGACCACACCGCCUACCUGGACGUGGUGCAGACUGCCCACAAGACGGGCUCGUGGGAGGACCUGGUGCGGUACCUGCAGAUGGCGCGCAAGAAGGGGCGGGAGUCGUACGUCGAGUCUGAGCUGAUCUACGCGUACGCCAAGACCAACCGUCUGGCCGACCUGGAGGAGUUUGUGUCGGGCCCCAACCACGCGGACGUGCAGCGCAUCGGCGACCGUUGCUUCGAAGACGGCCUGUACGAGCCGGCCAAGCUCCUGUACAACAACGUGUCCAACUUUGCCCGCCUGGCCAUCACCUUGGUGCACCUGAAGGAGUUCCAGGGUGCCGUGGACUCGGCGCGCAAGGCCAACUCGACGCGCACCUGGAAGGAGGUGUGCUUUGCAUGCGUGGACAGCGAGGAGUUUCGGCUGGCUCAGAUGUGCGGCCUGCACAUCGUGGUGCACGCCGACGAGCUCGAGGACCUCAUCAACUACUACCAGGACAGGGGUUACUUCGAGGAGCUCAUCUCUCUGCUGGAGGCCGCUCUGGGGCUAGAACGUGCCCACAUGGGCAUGUUCACCGAGCUGGCCAUACUCUACUCCAAGUACAAGCCCGGCAAGAUGCGCGAGCACCUAGAGCUCUUCUGGUCACGCGUCAACAUUCCCAAGGUGCUGCGAGCCGCAGAGCAGGCGCACCUGUGGGCCGAACUGGUGUUCCUCUACGACAAGUACGAGGAGUUCGACAAUGCUGUGGUCACCAUGAUGCAGCACCCGACGGAAGCCUGGCGGGAGGCACACUUCAAGGAAAUCAUCACCAAGGUUGCGAACAUCGAGCUCUACUAUCGGGCUGUGCAAUUUUACCUGGACCACAAACCUAUGCUGCUUAACGACCUGCUGCUGGUACUGGCACCCCGCAUGGACCACACGCGUGCCGUGGGCCACUUCAGUCGAGUGGGGCACUUGCCCCUGGUCAAGCCAUACCUGCGGUCGGUGCAGAGCCUCAACAACAAGGCUGUCAACGAGGCCCUCAACGGCCUGCUGAUCGAGGAGGAAGACUUCCAGGGUCUGCGCACCUCCAUCGACGCCUUCGACAACUUCGACAACAUUGCCCUGGCACAGCGGCUGGAGCGGCACGACCUGGUCGAGUUCAGACGCCUGGCCGCUUAUCUGUACAAGGGCAAUAACCGCUGGAAGCAGUCGGUGGAACUGUGCAAGAAGGAUCGCCUGUUCCGGGACGCGAUGGAGUAUGCGGCAGAGUCCAAGAAUGCCGAGACGGCCGAGGAGCUGCUGAGUUGGUUCCUGGACGAGAAGAACUACGAGUGCUUUGGUGCCUGUCUGUUCCAGUGCUACGACCUGCUGCACCCCGACGUCAUCCUCGAGCUUGCAUGGAAGCACAACAUCAUGGACUUUGCCAUGCCCUACUUUGUGCAGGUCAUGCGUGAAUACAUCACCAAGGUUGACAAGCUAGAAGAGAACGAGAACCAGAGGCUGGAAGAAUCUGCACAGAAUGAACAGAAGCCCCUUGUCUACGCCCCGGAACCCCAGCUAAUGUUGACAGCACCACCAGGCAUGUUGGGUGCACCCGGUUACGCACCUCCCUAUGGGGCACCCAUGCCAGGCUACCAAGGCUACAGCAUGUAGGCACACUUCCCCCCGACGACGACGAUGGGUGGUUGAACAGACUGCUACUCGACGCAUCCUGCCCCUUCGCGUUUGGCCUGACCUCUUCUGUCCCACAGAACCCUUAAUUUUUUUUUUUACUCCACCUUAACUCCAUUGUUGCAGAAGAGCCUUGGUGGGCCUUGCUCCCUGCGCUUAACUUUAUUUUUUUUUCUUUGCCAUUCAUAGCUGCGUCUUUCAGUCUCGAGAAGUGCAGUAGAGCAACAUUCCCCCCCACUGCUGUUUCACUGUUCCCCAGCCUGCUGGUUCAGGGCGCGCUGUGUGUCUGUCUUGUGCGUGAGACUUCCGUGUAACAUGUACCGGGUACAUAUGCGUGCGUGUUAGUGUCUUGUUGCAAGGGGCAUCCCUUCCUUUAUUCUGCUGCUCUGGGUGUCUAGCCGAGUGGUAUUUUUUUUUCUCCCUCUUGGCGCAGCCGAGCACUUCGCCACCUCCUUAUCCGCGGUCCGUGUCUGUGUGUGCGCUCGUCAUUGUCGCGUGCCUGAGGUGGAGCUACGUUUGCGAGUGGGGCUGGUUGUACAGUACUUUUGGGUGUGCUACCUUGUGUAUUUUAUUUCUUUAGUCCCGAGCCCACUUCGUAUUUUUUUUUUCUCUCUAAGAGUGUCGAGUGGCUGGGAGACAGGACCAGUGUUAAAUCUGCAUUAGUGCUGAUCAAAACGGGGCAGGCCAUUCGCUUCCUGCCGACGCUCGCGAGAGCGAUCGGACAGCAGUGGACUACUGGGAACGAACGGUGGACGAGGCCGAGGACUCUGCAAACAGGGGCAGCCACAGUUCCGCGUGGGGCCGGUUAUGUGACAAGCUUCUUUUCUUCUUUUGUCUAACAAAAUUGAGCGCUCUAUUUAUGUAAAUGGUGUCCCUGCACUGCGCCCUCACCCGAUGAACUGCAAGCUUACAGUGAGUGAAGAAGGUAGCGACUGUUCGCCGCAAUUGGACUGCCAGCAGAAGUGCGGGCCGAACAGCGAGAGAGAUCCUUUGACACGCGCGAGUGGGCUUUUCCCACGUGCAGGUGUGCUGCUAGAGCGGAGAGGAGUGCGAGGGGGAUCGGUGUUGCCGCGAGCGGGAAGGAAGGCGCGGUGCACACUGGGUGCCACUUUCGUUGCUGGGACACGGCGAUAAAUGAAUGUGCGCGUGCAUCAAGUUUUCGUGCCCAUUUUCUUGAGUGUCCAUUUGUCUUUUUUUCAUCUGGAAGCGAGAAAAAGAAUGCGAAGCUGUGUUGUCCCUCUCUUUGUUCUUGUUUUUCUUCUUUUUUGCCUCACCCUGGAAUGAGAGACUUGUUAUAUAUACAUUAUACAUAUUAUAUAUAUAUAGGAGAAGUUUAAAAAGAAAUGUAUGUAGUUUCUGAAGGAGAAAUAAAUUGCGUCCUCACAUGCUCCAAGA